CCGUGGGGACUGGCUCCGCCCCACCCCGCCCCUGGCUCCCCCGGGAGGGCAGGCUCUGGGGCGGGGACGGGGGACGGGGACGGAGGCGCGGGGGCGUGGUUCUGCCGUAUAAGAACGGAGGGGGCGGCGGCGGGACCGCUCACUUUGGUGCCGCUGCCUGGGGGCCGUAGUGACCGUGCUGCUCCUCCUGGGGGCUGCCCACGCCAAGGACCUUCCUCUGUCGCCUCCUCUUCCACCGCCCAGUUUCCCCAGCCAGAACAUCCCCCAAGAUGGCAGAGGAGAGCAGCAGUGCCAGGGACUGCAUUUCCUUCAGCGUGCUCAACUGGGAUCAGGUUAGCCGGCUGCACGAGGUCCUGACCGAGGUCGUACCCAUCCAUGGACGAGGCAACUUUCCAACCUUGGAGAUAACUCUGAAGGACAUCGUCCAGACCGUCCGCAGCCGGCUGGAGGAGGCAGGCAUCAAAGUGCAGGAUGUCCGGCUGAAUGGCUCUGCAGCUGGCCACGUUUUGGUCAAAGACAAUGGCCUGGGUUGCAAAGAUCUGGACCUGAUCUUUCACGUGGCUCUUCCAACAGAAGCAGAAUUUCAGCUGGUCAGAGAUGUGGUUCUGUGUUCCCUUCUGAACUUCCUGCCAGAGGGUGUGAACAAGCUCAAAAUCAGUCCAGUCACUCUGAAGGAGGCGUACGUGCAGAAGCUGGUGAAGGUCUGCACGGACACCGACCGCUGGAGCCUGAUUUCCCUCUCCAACAAGAACGGGAGGAACGUGGAGCUGAAAUUUGUUGAUUCCAUCCGGCGUCAGUUUGAGUUUAGUGUGGACUCUUUCCAAAUCAUACUGGAUUCUUUGCUUUUUUUCUAUGACUGCUCCAGUAACCCCAUCUCUGAGCACUUCCACCCCACAGUGAUCGGGGAGAGCAUGUACGGGGACUUUGAGGAAGCCUUUGAUCACCUGCAGAACAGACUGAUCGCCACCAAAAACCCCGAAGAGAUCAGAGGCGGGGGACUUCUCAAGUACAGCAACCUUCUCGUGCGGGACUUCAGGCCCACGGACCAGGAAGAAAUCAAAACUCUAGAGCGAUACAUGUGCUCCAGGUUUUUCAUCGACUUCCCGGACAUCCUUGAACAGCAAAGGAAGUUGGAGACCUACCUGCAGAACCACUUUGCUGAAGAAGAGAGAAGCAAAUACGACUACCUCAUGAUCCUUCGCAGGGUAGUGAACGAGAGCACCGUGUGCCUCAUGGGACAUGAACGCAGGCAGACCCUGAACCUCAUCUCCCUCCUGGCCUUGCGUGUGCUGGCAGAACAAAACAUCAUCCCCAACGCCACCAACGUCACCUGUUACUACCAGCCCGCUCCUUAUGUCAGUGAUGGCAACUUCAACAACUACUACGUUGCCCAUCCUCCAGUUACCUACAGCCAGCCUUACCCCACCUGGCUGCCCUGUAACUAACCUUGAGACCUGAGGGUUUCCACAGUGGGAGCCCCAGUAGAGCCAGGGCUCUCAGGUAGGGGAGCCUCCUUCUAGAUGUAGGUGUUUGGCUUUUAAAGGGGAACUCAGCUCUGAUUCUGCUUUUUUUUUUUUUUUUUUUCCUUUUUGUACCCAUUGGAAUGGGUCUACCGUAACCAUGAGCCAACCCUAAAAGGACCCAUAGUAAGUGCCACUUUGGAAAAUGCUGUAGGAAGUGUGAACUAUCCACAUCUUUCCAAGAUAGACACUAAUGUGUCAUGUCCCAAGCAUUAGCACGUGGGGGUUUGACCUCUACAAUAACAGAUUGGGAGAGCUUGGGCAGCAUAUGAGAAGUGUUAAGCUACUUUCUUCUCACUUGAGCCUAGAGUAGGCUGUGUUGGCCCUCACUUGGGAUUCUCAGCAGUUACAUGGACGUUGUGCAGAUAAUCUCUUUUCUUGUAUCAAUUUUAGUCAGGCAGAAAAUGGUAAACAUGUGGGUGCUCUUGUGACCUAAUUUUUGUUCAAGGGACUAAAUCGCUUAUGUUCAUUCCCUGUCAGCAGAGCUGAGAAUUUCUUUCAUCAAUAAACCAAAGCCAGUAGCUGGAGAAUUGAGAUCUGGUUGGAAGUGGUUUAUGGUUUAGAUGCUGUGUUAUCUUGAGGAAUUGUGAAAUAUUGCUGAGAAAAAAAAAUAACCUUUUCUUGAAAUGUAAAUCAAAACCAAAAUAAAAUGUGGAACAUAAUGUUAAAGUAGAAUUGUGGUGGUGGUGGUGGGAGAGGUGACUGUAAAUAGGAAACAUUGAAUGUUCAUUCUUUUUUUCUUUAAGGAAUUCUUAUUGAAUGACACCUUUUUUUUUCCCCUCCUUCAUCAGCUCUUUUGUGGCUGACUUUUUGUUUUGCUCUUCCUAAGACAGGAUUGUGCUGGGUCUAGAGUCAUUAUGGGAACUGACAUGAGGGUCUUCCCAUGUUUUAAUUGGAAACCCAUUUUGGUCACAUUCCAAGUAUGACAAGCUGUUUUUCUGGAGUACUUUGGCUAUUUUUGGUUUUUUGUUCUUUUUGUUUUUGUUUUUUCAAAAAUAGUAAUUUCCUUCUCCAGGUGUUUUUGACAGCAGAUGAAUUCAGGAAUUUCAGUAGAACCGAGUGACCUGUGGAAUUGCUUUAGAAUCUCACCUGCUGUCUCUGUGCUGUGCGUGAAGGUGUGGGUUCGUGUUAAGCCUGGCCUUGUGUGCAUCGGGGCUACCAAGGCACUUUGAAGUCAUUCCAGUGUAUUUGGAAAGAAUUGAGUGAAUGAGAAUGAUUCUGGUAGAUUUGACCAUACUUGUUUAUAUUCUGCACUUUAGAAGGAAAACAGUGUUAAUCUCUAGUCAAAAGCAAACUUAGUAAAUGGAAGACUUCUAGCUACUGUUGCUUUUCUCAGUAGAUUUAGAUAACAGAUUUUGUGCUUUGAAACUUUUUUUGUGGGAUCUCUUAGAAAGCAUCACUUUAGGGAGUAUCAAGGGCAAAGACAGUCAAUAUUGUCAGCCAUCUUGGUUUCUGAAGUGAAUUAAUGAAAUCUAUGCUCCUGAUUUUUAUUUUCUCCUGUGGCCAUAAAAAUCCAAAGCCCUAAGUGAUUGCUUUCUCGUCGCUUUAAGCAAUGAAGUUAUCUUAAUGCAGACAUGCUUGGUAGAAAAUGAGUGAUUUACCUUUUUCUAAAAAUAUUUUCAGUUGAUGUUUUAGUCCUCUUAAAAGCAGAUCAGAUGUGACUGAAACGCGAGGUAUUUGUGUUGUGCUACAUGAGGUGACUAGAAGCCACUUCUUAAUGUCACUAGCUCCUGUUUCCCUGUGAGCCGUAGGUAUAUUUGAAUUCACUGGCUUUGAGUCAAGGCUGGUUCUAGUUGAGGGAACCCAGGGUGCUUCAGUGUUAAAAGGGGCAGUGAAGAGUGAAUCCCAAUGAAGAGCGAUCCCAACUUUGAAAACUAUCUGGUUAUCCAUGACAAAAGCUGCCAUUGUGGUCAAAUGGCAACAUCUUUGCACAAAAAUGACACAUUUGUUUAACCAAAGCUUUGAAAUGUGAUGAAGCCACCACCGUAGGCACUUGCUAACACAAAUCAGUAUUGCUUCUACUUAGAAGGCUUGGGGACCAGUAAUGAGGUACCAGAUGAAGAUAGGAUCUGCAUCAAGUAAUUAAAUUUCCAGUUUGUCCUUGGA
Messenger RNA from Propithecus coquereli (Coquerel's sifaka), 3626 nucleotides. RefSeq names its product family with sequence similarity 46, member C (gene TENT5C). The coding region runs from base 270 to 1445 and encodes 391 amino acids. The transcript is spliced from 2 exons. NCBI's taxonomy places the organism in Eukaryota, Metazoa, Chordata, Mammalia, Primates, Indriidae. Gene Ontology annotation, biological process: mRNA stabilization. Gene Ontology annotation, molecular function: poly(A) RNA polymerase activity; RNA binding. The record is from RefSeq and is a predicted model, not a curated record.